Paramormyrops kingsleyae is the source of this 1892-nucleotide messenger RNA. RefSeq lists its product as uncharacterized. Gene Ontology annotation, cellular component: membrane. Lineage: Eukaryota; Metazoa; Chordata; Actinopteri; Osteoglossiformes; Mormyridae. The record is from RefSeq and is a predicted model, not a curated record. Gene Ontology annotation, biological process: regulation of cell differentiation.
CAGUGAGUAAGUUCCCAGGGUCUUUAAUAGAGAUGGAGUGAGACUGAGAAAGACCCCAUUGUAUGUCUCGUCUUUUCAGACGCGCUGGUUAAAUGGGCCUCACGCAGCACACACAGAUAUGGGCAUACUGAAACACAGGGUGGGAAAGACCUGAACACUGCCGCCCCCAAGAGGGCGAAAAUUUGAGGGGAGGAUCCUAAGCGAGUUUAAGGUUCAUGACGGCGGCGUUUUAAGGAAUGCAACUCACUGGCUGGUCUACCCGGACCAGUGAAACUGAGUUACCUUUAGUGAAAGAGAAGGAGAAACAAAGAACAAAAACAAGCAAAUUCCUUUUACGUAAAAUCUUCUAAUAAGGAGCUGUCGCCCCUGUGUGGUGGAUCUAAGCUAUGGCACCUUUAUUAAAAUGCGCUUGUUUUGAUUGAAAGAUCUCUGUCAUACCCUUUGAUGGAUAGAUUUCUUAAUACAAAUAGCUAAAAGGAAAAGUAUGCCCAUAAUAUUCAGAUCUAUAGUCUUGUUUUCCAACAAGCGCUGUCAGAACAGGAACUGUAUGCACCCUCCAGCCAGAGAGAAGGUUAUUAACUUGCAGACAGUAUUAGUGUGUGGAAUGGGGGAGGGCGUUGCAUGGUGGGGAAAAUCCAGAUAAUCUUCCAAGAUUUUUUUCAUCAUGAUUAUUACUGUGGCAUCCAUGAGCCUGGUGUCACGUGGCUUCGUUGUCGCCUGUGUCCUCCUGUAACUGGGAUUAAUCCCCCACCCUCGUGGACAGUAUCUCGGACAGAGGCGCAGUGGGAUCACUCCAGUCCCUUCUGCUUCUUGAGUGGAAGACUCCUGUGUACCAUGAAUCCCAAGGGCACACACUUUGGCUUCCUCAGGAAGUACGGGGGCUUCGUGUUUAAGCAGUGGAAGGAGAAGUACCUGGUGCUGACUGCCCAGGGAAACCUGCUGGUGUGUCGUGAUGCAGAUUCACCUCCGAACCAGGUGGUGUCUCUGUCGAAGGACUGCCUGCUCAUCGCUGAAGGCAGGGAGAUCCUGGACCUGCCCCGCCUCCCCCCGGGAGGCCGCAGAGAGUGCUGCCUGGCGCUGAUCCUCACUCAGGACAAAUUCCUGUUGCUGCUGGCAGAAAAUGCCAACGACUGCAGCCAGUGGCUGAAUAUGCUGAGGAGAGUGAGACAGGGUGUAGCUUCCAAUGGGCCAUCCUGGAAAAGACAGCCUAGCCUGACCACUUCCAUCAUGGAUGGAGACCCUGUAUCGUCCCAGUUCAGAGAAGGGGAAACCCCAGCCGCCUUGCUCAGUGAGAAGAACAACACCUCCUACUACCAGUCUCUCAGGAGGGGGAAAGGCACCAUCUCCCAGCGGGCAGUGCAGAGUGGACCUGUGGCUCCACCCCCACGUUCUCCUGACUGCCUUCGGCACGGAAACAGCAGCGAUGCGCGAGCGGUGAGAGCGGUCUGUCUACUAAUGCGAGGGGCGGCAGCGUCCUCCGCGCUGGGCUACCUCGGCUCUUUGUGUCCCCCAUCUCAUAACGUCAGAUCAGCAGACUCGAAUCCCUCCAGAGAGCUUUCGGGAUUAGGGAGGGCAGGAGAGCACCAUGCUGUCGACUCCCCGAACAUCCACAGCUUCGACUUCGAGGGCGACUCUGACUUCGACACCUUUGACUGUGGGGGAUUUGCCUUCUAGAAAACAAAAAUGAGGUUAAAUCCAAAGACUUUCCUCUCCUAUCGACCCCUACAGUUAAGAUCAAUUGAUCAAAUCCUCAAAUACAGUACUUACCAUAAGCACGUUAUUUAUUGAUAUAUAACAGCCUUGUUUUCCCUGAUUUUUAUUGCUUUACUGCUCCAGUCAGCUUGAAACAUAACAGAGAUGAGUUUUCAAAUAAAGACUGCUGUUGCUCUGAA